Molecule: messenger RNA, 1715 nt
Organism: Phialemonium atrogriseum
Lineage: Eukaryota; Fungi; Ascomycota; Sordariomycetes; Cephalothecales; Cephalothecaceae
Product: oxidoreductase
Exons: 1
Coding region: 261-1334 (357 amino acids)
Molecular function (GO): protein binding
Source: RefSeq, a predicted model, not a curated record
AUUAAGCCCCGCGAUUUAUGAUUCUUUUGCUACCAACAAUUGAUCACUCGAUGAUCUCGAUAAUCUUGACUAAGAACGGCCCCACGAUGGAGGGUCGUUACAUCCGGGGGUGUGGUGGACAACGCGUCUGUAUUUAGCCAAUCUCACCUAAAGAUGUCCGGUUUCUUGCAGCUCUCGCCCACAGCUGGUCGAUGGUACUGGCUGCUGGAAGCUGAUCAACUAGGGAAACCAGGCAAUCGGUAACACCUGCAACUGCAAUUAUGACUCGCUUUCAAAUGCCCUUACCCCUGAUCGCCAGCUGCAUCAUCGCAGCCGCAGCCGCAGCCGCAGUCACAGGCACACCCACGCCCUUCCCCUCUCUCACCUGGUCCCUCCUCCCGACCAACAGCACCGCCCAGUUCCGCGGCCUCGCCGCCGUCUCGGACUCCGUCGCCUGGGUCGCCGGCACCAGCGGCACCGUCUUGCUCACCACCGAUGGCGGCCAGUCCUGGGCCUCCCUCGGCCCUACCGGCGCUAGCGCCCUCGAGUUCCGGGACAUCGAGGCGUCGUCCGCCUCGGCCGCCGCCGCCCUAUCUGUCGGCUCGGGGCCCGACUCGCGCAUCUACGCCACCGCCGACGGCGGGCUGUCCUGGACCCGGGCCUUCAACAACGACGACCCGGCCGCCUUCUACGACUGCGCCGCCUUCUCCGACGCGGUGCAAGGCCUCGCGGUCAGCGACCCUGUCGACGGCAAGUUCCGCCUAGUCGCGACCUCCGACGGCGGCGCGUCGUGGGCGCCCGUCGACAAUUCGGGCAUGCCGGCCGCGCUGGACGGCGAGUUCGGCUUCGCGGCCAGCGGGACCUGCCUCACGGCCGGGCCGGGCGGCGGCGGCGCGUACUAUCUCGCCACGGGGGGCGUGGACCCGGGCCGCGUGUUCCGCAGCCGGGACGGCGGGCGCAGCUGGGAGGUGGCGGAGACGCCCAUCGCCGGGGGCGCCGCGGCGGGGGUCUUUUCGGUGCAGUUCCGCGACGGGAGGCGCGGCAUCGCGGUCGGCGGCGACUACACGGUGCCGAACGGGACGGCUGCCAAUGCGGCGUGGUCCGAGGAUGGCGGCAAGACGUGGCAGUUGGCCACGGCCUUGCCGAGUGGCUAUCGCUCCGGCUCUUCGUGGGUGCCGGGCCGUUGCAAUGUUGCUUUGGCAGUGGGUCCGACAGGCUCGGACAUUACGGUCGAUGGAGGUCGAACGUGGCGAACCUUCGAUGACGGCACAUUCGACAGCGUUCAGUGCCCUAGUCGCAAUGUUUGCUGGGCUUCUGGUGAGAAGGGACGAGUUGCGAGGCUUGUCUUGGACUGAGUUGAGCGAGGACCGACUUGAGGCAAUAUACUCGCCAAUAUCCCAGCGGGUAAGUUUGGCGCUCCCCACGAGACUUUGAAGAUUCAGUCCUAUACGCACUUUACCGACUAUACGGGCUCAUUUGAUGGAUAUUUCAAAGACUCAGAGCAAGGGUAAAGUUACAACAUUUGUAAAUGCCUCCAUUGAGCCAAUUGUGAUCAAUUAUAGCAUCAAUUUUGAAGUUGCCUCACACCGCAAGGACUGCACUUUGCAGAGAGUACGUAGGCAUCUUGACUUUCUCUGCCAUGUCGGUGUCGCUGGCGCCGAAUGUUAAACCGCCACUGAACCAAAGUAGACAUGCUCGAAGACUUGAGUCGUCGAGUCUUCAGAAAAUCACUUCAG